AUGAAAACAUCCUGUGGUGAUCACCAUCACCCACUUCCACUGUACCUCGAGGCCUUGCCGUCAGUCUACCAAGGGAAGCAUGAAGAUAUUCUUAAGCAUAAGAGAGAAGAUGGGUCGCUAUUCCAUUCCCCGUCAGCAACUGCUUGUGCUUUCAUGAUCACUGGAGAUAAAGAUUGCAAGCAGUAUUUGGAAGCCAUGGUCCAAAGAUGCGGGCGUGGAGUUCCUCCCACGUAUCCUGUGGACCAAGACCUUGUAAAGCUGUGUCUGGUGGACCAUUUGAUGCGACUAGGAUGCGAUGAACAUUUCACCAACCAAAUAGGAGAUGUGAUGGAGAAACUUUAUUGGAACUGGGAGACGAAGGAGCUGGAACCUUCUAAGAUGCACGAUCUGCCGCUCCAAAUUUUCGGGGAUUCUUUAGCCUUUCAACUCCUGAGGAGGCAUGGCUAUCGAAUAUCUCCAGAGAGGUUUUGCCGGUUUAUGCGUGAACCACAAAUGCUCUUGUACAUGGAAGAGAACUACCAAGACUUCUUUGGAGCCAUGUAUGCUUUACCAGUGGCCAAGACCUUCAAGGAAGAGGGAUAG
Messenger RNA from Elaeis guineensis (African oil palm), 582 nucleotides. The record is from RefSeq and is a predicted model, not a curated record. Lineage: Eukaryota; Viridiplantae; Streptophyta; Magnoliopsida; Arecales; Arecaceae.